GUGCCCUGCUUAGUGGACACAGGAUCAAUGGUAUCUACCAUUACUGAAAGCUGUUUCCAAACUCAUUUCCAAUCAUGGGGCGUAGACCGUUUAAAGUCGUGCCAUUGGCUCCAACUUCGUGCAGCCAAUGGCUUGUCAAUUCCCUAUAUCGGCUACAUGGAAUUGGAUAUUGAGAUGUGUAACCGUUUGAUUUCUAAGUGCGGGGUCUUGGUGGUCAAGGAUCCUCCUGGGGGCAUCUGUACUCAAGUUCCUGGAGUACUGGGAAUGAAUGUCCUUAGUCGAUGCUACCAGGAGCUCUUUGGACAGUAUGGCCCUGGCUUAUUUGAUUCUCCCUCUUCCGUGGAGGCCCCAAAAUUUGUCUUACAGGCGUUACAACAUUGCCAUCUAGUGGGAGACCAGUCUUCUGUGGUGCGUACUGGUAGGGCUAAAUUGCGGGGUCGCAAGUCGUGUCGCAUUCCAGGUGGCAUGCUGAAGCUAGUGCCUGCCACAUGUUCUGAACAAUAUGCGGAUGGAACAGUGUUGUUUGAGCCUCCAGUGUCUGGAUUGCCAGCUGGCCUGCUAGCCUCACCUGCGCUGGUUAGAGUGGUCCGGGGUACAGUUUAUUUGCCCAUGGUUAAUGUGGGGACCGCAGAUGUAAUGUUGUACGCAGGUGCGACGUUGGGAACACUUAAUAGUGUUCAAGUGGUAAGUCUGCCAGCUGGGAUAACUGAGGUAGAGCCAAUGAGGGUCUUAAUGCAUUCUCAGAUUGCGGAGACAGUUGCACCAGUUCAAGAACAGAUUGAUGCAGUUGAUCUUUCAGUCCUGUCUCAGGGAGAGCAGGGUGAGGUCAGGGCAUUGCUGAAGCGAUAUCAAUCUGUGUUCUCAGCUCAUGACGGUGAUCUGGGUUGCACAGAUUUGAUUUCGCAUGAGAUACCACUGCUGGAUACUGUGCCCGUUCGUCAGAGGUAUAGGCGGAUUCCGCCAUCAGAAUAUGAGGUCGUGAAAUCUCAUAUUAACCAGCUAUUAGAAACCAACGUGAUCCGAGAAAGCUGUAGCCCGUAUGCGUCACCCAUUGUGCUGGUUAGGAAAAAGGACGGUAGUUUACGCAUGUGCGUUGACUACCGUCAGCUAAAUGCGAAAACAAGAAAGGAUGCUUUUCCCCUCCCGCGCAUUGAGGAGUCGCUAGAUUUCUUGACGGGGGCUGGAUGGUUUUCCACCAUGGAUUUGGCUAGUGGCUAUAACCAGGUCCCCGUCAAUGAAAAAGAUAGACCGAAGACCGCAUUUUGUACACCAUUUGGCCUAUUUGAAUUUAACCGUAUGCCCUUUGGGCUCUGUAAUGCUCCAAGCACCUUUCAACGUUUGAUGGAACGGAUGUUUGGAGACCAACAGGGUAGCUCGUUACUGUUGUACCUAGACGAUAUUGUAGUAUUCUCCUCUUCUGUUUCGCAACAUCUGGAGCGUUUAGAGGUUGUGCUGGGUCGCUUGGAGCGUGAGGGUUUAAAGGCCAAAUUGACAAAAUGCGCGUUCUUCCAGAAAGAGGUCAAGUAUCUUGGUCACGUGAUUUCGGCUCAGGGCGUAUCCACAGAUCCCAGCAAGAUAGAGGCGGUGUCACAGUGGCGGUGUCCUACCGGGGCAUCAGAACUGCGCUCAUUCUUGGGGUUUGCCAGUUAUUACCGUCGUUUCGUCCAGGGCUUCGCGAAACUGGCAGCCCCCCUGCACCGUGUGGUGGCUGAGUGUACUGCUGGCAGGCCCCGGGUACGGGCAGGUAAGAGCUUUGCUGAUGCCUGGUCGGAACAGUGCCAACAGAGCUUCGACGAAUUAAAGGUGAGGCUUACAACGGCACCGGUGUUGGCCUACGCAGAUUUCUCCCUACCUUUUAUCCUGGAGGUGGACGCUAGUUAUGGUGGUUUGGGAGCAGUCCUCUCUCAGGAGCAGAAUGGGAGAGUAAGACCUAUUGCGUAUGCCAGCCGCAGUCUUAGGCCCACUGAGCGCAACAUGGCUAACUAUAGCUCCAUGAAGUUGGAGUUUUUGGCGCUCAAGUGGGCCAUGACUGUCAGGGUGAGUUGA
This is a messenger RNA of Labeo rohita (rohu), 2046 nucleotides long. Its product is annotated as retrovirus-related Pol polyprotein from transposon opus. NCBI's taxonomy places the organism in Eukaryota, Metazoa, Chordata, Actinopteri, Cypriniformes, Cyprinidae. The coding region runs from base 28 to 2046 and encodes 672 amino acids. The transcript has a single exon. The record is from RefSeq and is a predicted model, not a curated record.